Molecule: messenger RNA, 393 nt
Organism: Pochonia chlamydosporia 170
Lineage: Eukaryota; Fungi; Ascomycota; Sordariomycetes; Hypocreales; Clavicipitaceae
Exons: 2
Coding region: 1-393 (130 amino acids)
Source: RefSeq, a predicted model, not a curated record
AUGAAGUACUCUCUCACUUCCGUCUUUGCCUUGGCCAUGGCUGCCCUUGCCAGUCCCACUCCCGGUGGUGACAGUGGUAUCCUCAGCGGUUAUGGCGGCGGCAUGGAUGUUGGCUACCCCGGCCAGGGCCUCAAGCUCCAGCACGUCUACGUCACUGGCGAGCCCCAGGUGAUCCUCGUUGGCAUCAAGAUCACUCCUGUUCUCCAAACCCGUAUUCUUGAGGUCAACCAGGGCGUCAACCUGUUGUCUGGCCCUGGCCUUAGCCUUCGACAGGAUGCCGACCAGUUCCUCAAGAUCAACGAGAGAGCUCAUGGUGUUUAUGGCUGCUCCCAGGCUUGCGAGAGCCGAAUCAACGAGCAGCACUGCGUCCGAUUCGACAGCCAGCUCUACUAA